Molecule: messenger RNA, 912 nt
Organism: Echinops telfairi (small Madagascar hedgehog)
Lineage: Eukaryota; Metazoa; Chordata; Mammalia; Afrosoricida; Tenrecidae
Gene: KCNK9
Product: potassium two pore domain channel subfamily K member 9
Exons: 1
Coding region: 1-912 (303 amino acids)
Biological process (GO): stabilization of membrane potential; potassium ion transmembrane transport
Cellular component (GO): membrane
Molecular function (GO): potassium ion leak channel activity
Source: RefSeq, a predicted model, not a curated record
AUGCCCACCUCCACCCCAAACCUCACGGGACGCAUCCUCACUGGGUCUUCUCCUUCUCUCUCUCGGUCCCCUGCAGGCUAUGGGCACGCCGCCCCCGGCACGGAUGCCGGCAAGGCCUUCUGCAUGUUCUACGCCGUGCUGGGCAUCCCGCUGACGCUGGUCAUGUUCCAGAGCCUGGGCGAGCGGAUGAACACCUUCGUGCGCUACCUGCUGAAGCGCAUCAAGAAGUGCUGCGGCAUGCGCGACACCGACGUGUCCAUGGAGAACAUGGUGACCGUGGGCUUCUUCUCCUGCAUGGGGACGCUGUGCAUCGGGGCUGCUGCCUUCUCCCAGUGCGAGGAGUGGAGUUUCUUCCACGCCUACUACUACUGCUUCAUUACCUUGACUACCAUCGGGUUCGGGGACUACGUGGCCCUGCAGACCAAGGGCGCCCUUCAGAAGAAACCACUCUACGUGGCCUUUAGCUUUAUGUAUAUCUUGGUGGGGCUGACGGUCAUCGGGGCCUUCCUCAACCUGGUGGUCCUCCGGUUCUUGACCAUGAACAGCGAGGAUGAGCGGCGGGACGCGGAGGAGCGGGCUUCGCUGGCCGGCACCCGCAACAGCAUGGUCAUUCACAUCCAGGAGGAAGCGCAGCCGGGCCGGCCGAGGUACAAGGCGGACGUGACGGACCUGCAGUCUGUGUGCUCCUGCACGUGCUACCGCUCACACGAGUACCGCCCGGCCGCCCACCAGAACUCCUUCACCGCCAAACUCACGCCCCAGUACUUCCACUCCAUCUCGUACAAGAUGGAGGAGAUCUCUCCAAGCACACUGAAGAACAGUCUCUUCCCGUCCCCCCUCAGCUCCAUCUCCCCCGGGUUACAUAGCUUUACCGAUAACCACAGGUUAAUGAGGCGGCGGAAGUCCAUUUAG